UAGAGGACCGUUCAAUCUGAAGAAAGCAACACUUAGCUUGACACACUAAGACCUUUCUCUAUCUCCUCUUAAACCAUUAAGUAUUUAUAUUAAAGUUUAUCGAUAUUGUUGUAAUCAGUGAUUGUGAUUGGAAAAAUCAAUUAAUUUUUAAAAAGCAAGAAAAAAGUGAAGUUAUUUGUGGUUAAUUAUUUAAAUUUUGCGAAUUGAUUCAUCAAGUUGAAGACUUUAUUAAAAUUUUGAUAAAAUUGGGAGAAAAAAUUUGAAGAUAUUAAAUAAAGAUGGGACGGAGAAAUUGGUGUGAUUAAGAAGACAUUAAAGAAAAAAAUGUUGGAAAAUAUGGAAUUAUAAAAGACGUGGUUCCGGUGGAUGCUUCGGUACCGCUAUGCAGAGCUCUUCGACGACGACCAGGGGCUUCCAACAACAGUAGUUCUUGAGUGGUUUAAGUGCUAACUGCUUCUCGCGUUUCAGUAGUGACGACCGAAAGUGUUAAAAACGAAGAAAACCCGUUCUCAUUUACACAAAAAUAACAAAAUCAAAAAAUGCAGGGAUCAACUUCAACAUUAUGGCCAUAUCUCCUCAUAACAAUAAGCUGUUUUUUAACAGUUUCCUCCGUGGAUAUAAAAAGUACAUCAACUACAACACCAAGGUUAACAUCUGCAAUCACCAUAAACACAACAACACCAACACCAAAUAAGUUUCUUCCACCACCAACAAACAUAACAGAUGUUUUAGACGUAAGAACACCGCCAAAAAUAAAGCAAAUGAUGAAAAAAGUAGAACAAAAACAUCAUCAAUCGAUAGAAAAUUCCCAUCCAGGUGUUGCAGAACCCGUUGAUGAGGAAUCAAUCUUGGAUGAUUCUAAAAAGAUGAAUUUUUAUAAACUUGAAUCAAAAUCAACUACGGAUAGUGGAUUAUCAACUUGGAUUCUUUUAAGUGGGCAGACUUCUUCGACACAAAAGCCGAUAAAAACACCAAAUAAUAAAAACGAAACUAAAAAUGUCGCAAUUGCGAAUCCAAAUAGAGGUGCUAAACCGGGAUUUAAAAAGAAACCAACUAAUAAUCAAUUAGUUACAUCUACAUCCACGUCAACAACAACCCAAAAAAUUGUGGGGAUUAAAGAUGUAGAGAAAAGUACAACUCAAAAAAGUGUUUCUACUCUUGGAGAAAUUGUUACAAAAAUUAAUAAAAUCAAAGGUUCGAUUACAAAACAUAAUAAAACUGAACCAGCUAUAAAAGAAAGUUCAACAAUUAAAGUAACAAGUAGUGUGAGUGAAAAAAUAAAUAAUUCUACUCAAAAAGUUAUUUCAAAUGAAAAAGUUUUAACAUUAAAAGAAAAUAAUGCAUCAACAACAGAAUCAGCUACAACAAUAAGCACAUUAAAUUUAAAACCUGAAUUAAAAGACGGCGAAUUAGAAUUACCAUCAUCAACUCCAAAUACAAAAAAGAAUCGAAGACCAUCACAGAAAAAGAAGAAAAAUAAAAAUAGAACUCGUCGUCCAAAUGCUGAAGAAAAAAUUGAUGGUAACAAAGAGAAUAAAACUAAAAUAGCAACUAAAGAGAAACCAAUAAGUACACAAAUUUAUAAUUAUUUAGCUAGAGAGGUUAUGCCUACGGUUGGUGUGGGAUUAGUUGGAUUAGUAGUUACUGCUGGUUUAGCAAGUUAUUUCUUAUACCCAUUUGGUACAUUAAGAAGAUCUUAUGAUAUUGAUAGAAAAGAUAAAGGGAAUAAUUAUUACUAUGAAAAUGAGUAUUCUGGUGGAGUUCCAGAAGAAGAAGCGAUUGGAAAAGUCAUCGCUGGAAUGCCUUUUUAUGAUUACAACAAAAAUAAUUAUCAAAAUGAAAACAUUCAAAAUCGUCAAAAUUACCAACCAGCUUCGAAACAAACUCAUUCAAAUCGAUAUCGUUACUCUGAUAAUUAUUAUAAUCCACAAGUGACGGUUGAAAAGGUCCAAUUAGAUCCAUUAAAAGAUUAUAAACAUGAUGGAAAUUAUUUGCAAGAAUCGUACCAAACGAAUGAAGUGCAUAAAAAUGAACCGAUUACAUUCAACAAAGAUGUUAUCGCUAAAAAUGUUGAAGCUACUUAUUCAACGAGUGAUCAACAAUACGUUGUGGGUAAUAUUCCUAAAGAAAUUCAAGUACAAGAAGUUACUCCGGUUGCCGUCCCUGAACACGGACCGAGAAGUUUAAAAUUACGAAGAAAAAGGGAAAUCUUUAAAAAGAACGGGGUAAAAAUCGGAAAAAAUUUGAGGUUUAGAAAGAAAGUUGGUAAAUUGUAAGAAACGUUUUUUAAUAAUAUUUUUUGCCAAAUUAUUUUUCUCUUAAUCGAUUUUAGUUUAAAUUUGUUAU
Messenger RNA from Onthophagus taurus, 2346 nucleotides. RefSeq lists its product as uncharacterized. Lineage: Eukaryota; Metazoa; Arthropoda; Insecta; Coleoptera; Scarabaeidae. The record is from RefSeq and is a predicted model, not a curated record.